Molecule: messenger RNA, 2712 nt
Organism: Rhincodon typus (whale shark)
Lineage: Eukaryota; Metazoa; Chordata; Chondrichthyes; Orectolobiformes; Rhincodontidae
Product: procollagen galactosyltransferase 2-like
Exons: 14
Coding region: 220-2001 (593 amino acids)
Source: RefSeq, a predicted model, not a curated record
GUCACUUACCCCCCUCAUUCUAGUCAGCUAAACCCCGGGAGUUUGUUACUGGUGGUCGAGUUUCUGAUUGCAGCCCUGAAACAGCACAGAACGUACUGACCCGGGGACCACUCCCCAGAAAGAGUUGCUGACGCGUCUCCUGUGUCGGCUGGGGAUAGGGAACUCAGUCAGUGUUGCCUUACACGGUGGAACAUCGCGAAGCUGUUGUCGUUGAAGGCGAUGGCAGGAGCUAUGUACACCCUGCUGUCUCUGUGCCUCAGCCUGGGGCAGCCGCCGCUAGCUAGCGCCUACUUUUCCGAGGAACGCCAGCCCGGCGAGUCCCCACUGCAGAGCCCCACCGUGCUGAUCACCAUCAUCGCCCGGAACACGGCUCACACCCUGCCUUACUACCUGGGGGCUAUCGAGAGGCUGGACUACCCCAAGGACAGAAUCUCCAUUUGGGCAGCAACGGAUCACAAUAUAGACAACACGACGGCCAUCCUGCUUGAGUGGCUGACCAGCGUGCGGAGGUUUUACCAUUACAUAGAGUGGCGCCCAAUGGAUGAACCAGUAUCUUAUCCUAAUGAACUGGGCCCCAAACACUGGACCCACAGCAGAUUUGAAUAUAUUAUGAAGCUGAAGCAAGCUGCCCUCAAAUCAGCAAGGAAACAGUGGGCUGAUUACAUCUUGUAUGUGGACACGGAUAACAUUCUUACAAAUGACCAGACACUGAAACAGUUGAUAGCAGAGAAUAAAACUGUCGUAGCUCCACUGCUGGUGUCUCAGACAGCGUACUCCAAUUUCUGGUGUGGGAUCACUCCUCAGUACCUGAGGCCCAGGAAAACAAAAUUACCCUUCUGUUCAUUUCUUCUGUCCUUUGCCACCAGCCUGCCCCUGCUCCCGCUUUGCUCGUUGCUAUCACCAUACCCCACGGUGAUUGCUCCCGUCUCCAAUACUCUGUAUCCCAAUGAAUUGAUCUUUACCAUGGAACCUGCUUGCAGCAUCCACUCAGAAGUUCAGAUGUAUGUGUGCAACAAGGAGAGAUACGGUUUCACCAACGUUCCCGGCAAACCUGAAAGCACUCUGGAGGAUGACAGCCUGAACUUCGUGCAUCUUAUGUUGGAUGCCAUGAUUGAUGGACCUCCAAUGUAUCCAUCAGGAUUCACCCAUCUCCCACCUAAGUAUCCAGAUAAAAUGAUAUUUGAUGAGGUUUUUCUCAUAAACCUCAAACGACGGCCAGACAGACGGAAGAGGAUGCUUCAGGCAUUGUAUGAGCAGGAGAUUGAUUGCAAAAUAAUGGAUGCUGUGGAUGGGAGUGCUCUUAACAGCAGCACUAUAAAAUCAAUGGGAAUCAACAUGUUACCAGAAUAUUAUGACCCAUUCUCUGGCAGAACUCUAACCAAGGGAGAAGUUGGAUGUUUUCUUAGCCACUAUUCCAUCUGGAAAGAGGUUGUGGAUCGAAACCUGAGCAAGGCUGUGGUGUUUGAAGAUGAUGUGAGGUUUGAGGCUUACUUCAAGAGGAAGCUGGUGAGACUGCUGAGAGAAGUAGAGGAUGUUGGAUUGAAUUGGGACCUUAUCUACCUUGGUCGGAAACGAGUGAAUCCCAAACAAGAGGAGGCUUCAGCUAAUGUUCAGAAUCUGGUGGUCGCUGGGUAUUCCUACUGGACUCUGGCUUAUGCCAUUUCACAGCAGGGAGCCAAAAAAUUGAUCGACUCUGAUCCGUUGAAAAAGAUACUUCCUGUGGACGAGUUCCUGCCCAUCAUGUACGACAAGCACACAAAUGAGGAAUAUAAGAAAGUUUACCCCAAACGAGACCUGAAGGCGUUUUCUGUCCAUCCGUUGUUGGUGUUUCCCACUCACUAUACUGGAGACCCUGCCUGGCACAGUGACACCGAAACCUCCACCAUCUGGGACGAUGACUCCGUGAAAACGGAUUGGAGCGGCUCACAAAAGACACUAAAGGACUCGCAAGGCGGGACCUCGCGCCAGUCCAUUAGCUCUUCCUCCAGGGAUGAACUCUAAUCCUGACAACAGUUUUCAGAAAGUUGACUUUCUGCAGAAGACGACGAUUUGGAUGGACAGACCUGUCAAAGCUUGAAUGAAGAUUGCUCAGCUGCAAUGUUGCAAACUUUAACCGAAGCUCAUCUUUCAGACAAAGGCCACACAGCUGAAGAGAUGAAACUGUACGACAAGAAAAGUUGUUCAGGCCCUUUCAGCACUUGACAUACAUGUGUGAAACAUGGAAUUGUUGCCCAGCACUAAAGACAGGUGCAUCCUAGCAGCGUAAUCUUGAACCCAACUCACCAACAAUAUGAAGAAAGAUGUGUGUCUAGCAAGCCAAAUUUUCAGGACCACCUCCCCCACUAAUCCACCUCCUUGACCCACCAAUGUCGUAGUUUAGGAUAGAGAAUGACUCUGAAUGAGCCUUUCUUCAGGAUCGCCAUCCGGUCUUUCUUCUGACCCCAAAGCCCAGCUGCCCUGAGAGGUUAUUUCUGCCAGGCAGCACUGAUGAGGUGGCUGUUCACUGCUGAGGUGGAGGAGUUGAGACUGGGUGCUGAGAGAAAGGGAGAAACUAAAAUUUGAGGACAUCAUCAUAGAUGGCAUAGCCUUGUAUUGCACUGUAUAAUGCUAUGGAAAUGAAACCUCACGGGCAACACAAGGGGAAAAGAUGCUGAAAGAUAUUGGUGACCAUUCCUCUUGAAUAAAUGUGUCCUCGCACUCCGUGAACCUCAA